CAACUUCUAACCUUCGCGGCCAAUUGCCUUCUCAUUUCCCUCCGCCGCCGGAAAUAAAAGAUGCCGAGAGGAAGGAAAGGGCAGAACCCCACGAAUCCAAAAAAAAGAGCAGCAGCAGCAGAUACACCAGAGCCGCCAACGACCAACAACCACCAACAAGAACGACGGCAAUGGCAGCAGCCCAGACUUCCCUCCAAAUUUCAACUCCUCCAGCGGUCUAUAGUCAUGGACAUCCUCUCAAGGCUCCCCAUCCAAGCCCUCUUCGACUGCAGGUGCGUUUGCAAAUCCUGGCUUACUCUAAUUUCCGACCCGCAAUUUUCCCUUCUCUGCACUUCACGAUCCCCCAUUGGCAUACUGAUCAAGACUUUUCCCCCCAAAAGCAUAACAAGAAGGCUCGAUUUUACCCAGAUUGAGGAAUCCUCCGGUUCUCGCUUUCGCUACGAAAAACUGAGGUUUACCCCCAAAUUUAGCCUGCCCAUUUCUGAAUUUAAUCUGAUAAACUCUUGCAAUGGUUUAGUUUGCUUGUCCGGACCCGAAAGAGGGGACCUUUUGUAUGUCUGCAAUCCAAUUUUGGGUGAGUUCAUCACCGUGCCACGGAGCGAUAGGGCUAGGCCUAAUUUUACCUCUGUUGGACUUGGAUUUAGUGUUGGGACUAGUGAGUAUAAGGUGUUGCAAACGUUUGUUCCGUUGACUAAACCGAUCAGCAAUGAUAAGUGCAGCUAUGAGGCUGAGAUAUACACCAUUGGUAAGGGGGUUUGGAGAAGCAUUGGAACUGCUUCUGGGAGCCUUGGCUGUCAGUUGCCCUUCAAUGCUUAUCUUCAUGGAGCUCUGCAUUGGGUUUCUCGCGGUAGCGAUGUUUCUGAGCUGAUAAAUUCCUUCAACUUUGAAAGGGAACAGUUUCAGGCAGUUGCCCCACCUAGCUACUUUGGACCGCUGGAGAAGCAAUUUUCAGACUGUUUGAAGUUGGGAGUGUUGGAAGGUUGUCUUGUUUUGUGUGUGUUUGGGGACGAUUCUAGUAAAUUUGUUAUGUGGGUUAUGAAGGAGUAUGGUAUCCGAGAGACUUGGACUAAAACUCUUGUUAUCGAAAACUUGUAUCCGAGAGAACUUAGUUGCGAUUUGUAUGAACCCAUGGUGUUUUUGAGAAAUGGGGAAAUUGUAAUGUCUUACAAUGAUUGGGCUGUGGUUUGCUAUAACCAGAAAAGGACGAGUCUCAGAGAAACUAGAAUUACUCAGACCCGAAAUCAGUUUCAUGCAAUUGGUUACUGUCCAUGCUUUGUUUCACUCUAUAAUGUUUCAAGGGCAGAGGAGGUGAAGAGGGUGCAAGGCUGUAGGAAACGUGACAAUCUUCCUGCUGAAGAGAGUUCUGAUCUUCCUCGUGAAGGGAGUUAUGAUUCUGCCUCUGAGAUGCAACACCACAAGUCUACAAAACUUAACUUGGGCCGUGCCUGGCCUUCCUUCGAAGCAAGUCUUCCAACAAGCACGAAUUCCUCUGCGAACACAAUCUCUUUUCAGCCGGAUUUCACUUGGAGGGCAGGGGCUCCGUGUGCUCUAUGCAAUGAGCACUUGGGUUAUGUUUUCAGCGGUAAUGGGUUCCCGAUGUGUCUACGAUGCUCCAGCACUGGUUCCUCUUGAAAAUUCUUCAGGAUAACUCCGCCUCCAUCGAUGAAAAUGGCAGUCAUAACUUGCUUUGUUAAAUACUUUUGUUAAUGUAAGUUCAUUGCUACUAACUUGUAUGUAAUUGUUUGACUCAGAAGGUUUCUUUUGAGUUUUAACUUAAUUUCCCGACAAACGCAAAGAAGUCAUGUUGAAGGC
Pyrus x bretschneideri (Chinese white pear) is the source of this 1812-nucleotide messenger RNA. Its product is annotated as F-box protein At3g07870. NCBI's taxonomy places the organism in Eukaryota, Viridiplantae, Streptophyta, Magnoliopsida, Rosales, Rosaceae. The transcript is spliced from 3 exons. Gene Ontology annotation, molecular function: protein binding. The coding region runs from base 61 to 1632 and encodes 523 amino acids. The record is from RefSeq and is a predicted model, not a curated record.